GAGAGGCCUGCGGGGAGGGAAGGACUGCUGCUUUCUCCCCAGGUCGGUCCAACUCCCCGAGGUAACAAACAGGCCUCUUUGCACCUCUCCUUCAGAGGAAGCCAAGCUGCAAAGCCUGCGGAGGUGGGUUUUUCCCUCCAGCCCUUUCCCUUGAGAGUUGCAGCCCCCACGCCGGCUGGGUUUGGAUUCUGUACUGGCCGCUCAGCCUAUGGAACAGACAUGAACCCGAGCCCCCGGGGGCUCGAGCCCUUCCAGGCCCCCGGCGCAGGCGGGGGAGGUGGGGCAGGCUAGGCCGGGGGGAAAGACUGCGCUCUGCGAGCAUCAGCGGCCACCCCUCCCGGGCUCCCGCGUGGCUCCCGGAGAAGGGGGAACUGGAAGAGCAAGGGCGAGGAGCCCACUUCUAGGGAAGAUGAACGCAGCCAGAGGAAGCGGCCAUGCGGGCUGCCUGGCUUCCGGACCACGCUGCUUCCCCGCCCGUGGGCCAGCCGCUGCCGGUGCGGUGGGUGGUGCUUUUAUUCUUUGUCAAUCUGGAACCCUGCUGCGCGCUCUCUGGCAUUGCAAUAAGAAGGGGGAGGAAAAGAGGUGAGCGGGGAAGCCAGCACGAAUCUCCCUCUUCCUCUCCCCCUCCCCGCACCACCCCAUCCCAUCCCAUCCCAUCCCACCCCAUCCCACCCCCAGCUUCCGCGGCGCUGCGGUCCGGAUGCACUGCAGUAUCAGGAUUCUUACUGCCCAGAGGAAAAGCAUAGAAAAUGCAAAAUAACGAAAUUAUAAAACCUGCCAAAUACUUUUCUGAAUUGGAAAAGAGUAUUUUGCUUGCAUUAGUGGAAAAGUAUAAAUAUGUGCUUGAAUGUAAGAAAAGUGAUGCAAGGACAAUUGCCCUUAAGAAGCGAACCUGGCAAGCCCUCGCCCACGAGUACAAUUCUCAACCAAGUGUCUCACUGCGGGAUUUCAAACAAUUGAAGAAGUGCUGGGAAAACAUCAAGGCAAGGACCAAAAAGAUAAUGGCACAUGAAAGGAGAGAGAAGGUAAAACGGAGCGUUAGUCCACUUCUAAGCACACAGGUAAUAGGAAAAGAGAAGAUUGCCAGCAUGCUACCUGAGCAAAUUUACUUUUUACAGAGUCCUCCAGAGGAGUCAGAAUACCACGCUGACACAGCAAACCAAGAACCUUUUCCUGUUUCAAAUCGAGAACUAUGUGAGGAAGAGAAGGAAAUAAUUCACUUUCCAGUUUGUGAAGGGACCUCUCAACCUGAACCUUCGUGUUCAGCAGUCAGAAUAACCACCAAUAAAAACUAUAGGAGCAGAGCCUCUCAGGAAAGUGCUUUAAAAAAGAUGCAUGAAGAGGAACACCAUCAGCAAAUGUCCAUUUUGCAACUGCAACUGAUCCAGAUGAAUGAAGUACAUGUGGCCAAAAUUCAGCAAAUUGAAAGAGAAUGUGAAAUGGCAGAAGAGGAACACAGGAUAAAAAUGGAAGUUCUCAACAAAAAGAAGAUGUAUUGGGAAAGAAAACUGCAAACUUUUACCAAGGAGUGGCCCGUGUCAUCAUUUAACAGGCCCUUUCCCAAUUCACCAUAGAGUAUGGGGAAUGAACACACAUGUAAAUUCACAUUUAACUAAGGUGUUUGGAAGAAAGAGUGUGUAAGAUAAAUUUGUGAAUCUAUGACUUGUCAAAGUUGGAAUGAAACCAGUUAAAUGUCUGAAUCAAAUGGAAAGUAGUAAUUUUCUGAGAUUACAUUCAGGUAACACACACAACUUGCUCCCUUUCUGACUCCUUUAUCUAUAAUCACCUCUACUACGGACAAAAAAAGAAACGAUUUUAGUUUUUGAACAUUGUAGCUAUAAGUGUGAUCAUUCUGAACAUGAUGUCUUUAAUUAGGAUUCAUACAAGAACUCUGUGGGUUUGUUUUUUGGUUGUUGUUUUUUAAUCAAAUACAAGGUAUUUACAAUGUGACCAUUUAUUAUUAUCAUUUGGAUUUUUUUUUUUUUUUUUUGCAAACAUUCAAGAAUUUGUACAUGCAAAUGAAGGUUGUUCAAUAAAAAGGGAUCCUCUUGGAGGGGUUAAAUACUUGAUUCAGUGAUCCUACCAUUGCUCUAAGAACAUCUGAAACUCUUCUUAAAGAAUCAGCUACAGAGUUGUAACAUGGUCUUUUUAAAAAAUCUCUUCCAUUUUCAUUCAUUGAAGGUCAAUUUAAUUUUUUAUAAUUGGAAUAAAUCAUCUGAAAAUCAGUCAAGUGCUUGGGAAAGAACAGUACAAAAACAAAGUAUGUAACAAGGAUCUUGGUCAAGAGAUGCAAAUGACAGAACAGAUUUGAGAAUCUACAGAGUAAUGAGGCAAUGGGGACAAAGUAGGCCAGGUAGACAGUGCAAUGAGAUGGAACGUGUGCUAGCUCUGGAAUCAGAGCACUCGAGUUCAAAUCUGGCUUCUGACAUUUAAUACUACAGUCGGAGUGUGAUCACUUGUCCUUCUUAGCCCUCAGUUUCCCCAACUAUAAAAUAAAGUUGUAUUAGAUGACUUCAGAUUCUUUUUGGUAUAAGUCUAGGAACUAAAAUCAGAGCUCUUCUGAUCAUGUGGGUCAGGGAUAUGAAAGAGCAACUAACACAAUAUAAAGAGACCAAGUGUCUUCCAGAGAGAGGCAGGAUUUUGUGAGCAUAAUAAGAUGGACAGUAUAUGAGGCAAAUUUUGAAUAAUGGGUAGUUUUUUGAGAGAGACAGUUGAGGGAGGAAUGAAAAGCGAGAGAGAUAACUAUAAAGUCAUGAGAAUAUACCAUGAUAACACUGAGAGAAAAAGAAAGAAAAAGUCUUGGUAGAGAGAAAGAGUUGGGAGAGGCCUAUAAAGUCAUAAGAAGAUAUGACUAUAAUGUUGAGAGAGAGUUUUGGUAGAGAAAGAGAAAGGGAGAAAAAGAGAGGAUGAAAAAGUCAAAAAAAGAUGUGACUAAUAUUCAGAGAUAGAGAAAGAAAGGAGAGGGAGGAAGAAAGAGAUGG
This is a messenger RNA of Sarcophilus harrisii (Tasmanian devil), 2981 nucleotides long. RefSeq names its product Myb/SANT DNA binding domain containing 3 (gene MSANTD3). The transcript is spliced from 3 exons. The record is from RefSeq and is a predicted model, not a curated record. The coding region runs from base 750 to 1574 and encodes 274 amino acids. NCBI's taxonomy places the organism in Eukaryota, Metazoa, Chordata, Mammalia, Dasyuromorphia, Dasyuridae.